This is a messenger RNA of Aspergillus glaucus CBS 516.65, 1420 nucleotides long. RefSeq names its product tubulin-folding cofactor B. The coding region runs from base 286 to 1113 and encodes 275 amino acids. Gene Ontology annotation, cellular component: microtubule plus-end; cytoplasm; nucleus. Gene Ontology annotation, biological process: cytoplasmic microtubule organization. Gene Ontology annotation, molecular function: microtubule plus-end binding. The record is from RefSeq and is a predicted model, not a curated record. Lineage: Eukaryota; Fungi; Ascomycota; Eurotiomycetes; Eurotiales; Aspergillaceae. The transcript has 2 exons.
AGAAAAGAAUCAAGAUGCGUUCAUCCAAUUUCCCCCGAAUAUCUGUUCCCUGUUCCUGGUUCUUUCUAUCAAUUCAUCGUUCUUUCAUGGAGGGGAUUGUUCCACCUGGAAUACUCUAUUACUUGAAUAGAUCUCACUUUAUUUGACUUUUGUUGUGUUGUUUUCUUAUCAUCCCCGCCACUUACCCCCUCUCCUUUUCAAUAUUCUUCCCCAACUUUCUAGAAACGCAUUCUAACUGUCAAUAAGAUUUCGUGUCUGGACUACCAUUGCAACAAAGAACGAGUGAUGGCAUUCCAACCAACCCCGACGGACAUUUCUGUCAUCAUCACCUCUGCCAGCAACAGCAGCAACUCCAAUGAACCAGGCUUCCUCACAGAACGCCGCAUCACCCCAACAUGGACCGUCAGCCAGCUAAAAGCCAAGCUGGAGACCAUGACCGGUGUGCCCCCAGGUAGCCAGCGACUGCAACUCAAGUCACCGGGCCGCCCAAAUCAAUGGGUUGACGGCGAUGACACGGUCAUUGGGAACUGGGGGUUGAUGAAGGGGAGUGAGAUUGAGGUCCAUGAUACGCGACCUGCGGCUGCGCGGCCGAACUUUACUGAUCUCUCGGCUGUGGACAAGUAUGUGCUGCCGGAGUCGACGUAUGAGACGCUGCCGAACUCGGUGCUGGCGUGGAAGAAGAAUCAGAAGUUGGGGCGAUUUGAUCCUACUGCUGUUCCGCCGGAGGAGGCGAUGCAGAGACAGGCUGAUCAAGACAAGAUAGAUGUUCAAAAAAGAGACAUUGCCGUUUCGAAGCGGGCUAUCAUACUCCCCUCAUCCCCGCCGCAUAUUCGGCGCGGGGCUGUCCGUUUCGUUGGGCCAGUGUCAACGAUUCCCUUCCCGGGGUUGAGUAUAGAAGAUGACGGAGUGGAUCGGGAUUCCCUGCCGAUCUGGGUUGGCAUCGAGCUUGAUGAGCCGAUGGGAAAGAACGACGGCAGCAUCGGUGGUAAGCGCUACUUUGAGUGCCCCAACAAAACGGGUGUUUUUGUCAAGCCGGAGAAGGUUGAAGUAGGGGAUUUCCCUCCUCUAGGAUUAGAUGACGACCUUGAAGACGAAUUAAUGGAGGAAAUAUGAUUCAAUUGAUACGGGAAAUCAACAUGUCUGAUGACAGAAUAACCGAGCAUGGUAUAGUGUACUCUAUAAAUUAAUAUCAUUCAAAAUAUUCGAGAUAAAUCCAUUCACUCCAGGGUUUCGCUUUCAAAAUUCGCCCGCAUGAGAGAAAAAAUUAUAAAUGCACAUGGCCGUCCCACUAACCAUACAAAUUGAAUCGCUAAUUCGAACACAAAUGACCCUUACGGGAUUCAAAAACAGACGUCAAAGGACAAAUGUCGGACAAUGAAGAAGACAAAGACGAGGCUGCUAGUAACCACAGCAGCCUUGG